Molecule: messenger RNA, 939 nt
Organism: Sorex araneus (European shrew)
Lineage: Eukaryota; Metazoa; Chordata; Mammalia; Eulipotyphla; Soricidae
Product: olfactory receptor 51I2-like
Exons: 1
Coding region: 1-939 (312 amino acids)
Biological process (GO): G protein-coupled receptor signaling pathway
Cellular component (GO): membrane
Molecular function (GO): G protein-coupled receptor activity; olfactory receptor activity
Source: RefSeq, a predicted model, not a curated record
AUGUUGAUGUUCAAUGGCACUUUCUACCAGCCGCCCUUCUUCCUUCUUUCAGGAAUUCCAGGACUGGAAAAGUCUCAUAUAUGGAUGUCCAUUCCAUUGAUAAUCAUGUAUAUGAUUGCCAUUAUGGGGAACUGCAUCAUCAUUCAUAUAAUACAUAAGAAUCCCAGCCUUCAUGAGCCUCAAUAUGUAUUCCUGUCCAUGUUGGCAGCCACUGACACCGGCAUAUCAGCAUCAACCUUACCCACUGUUCUAAAUGUCUUUCUUCUCAACCACAGAGAGAUUGAGUUCCAUGGUUGCCUGGCCCAGAUGUUCUUCAUUCACACCUUCUCUUCCAUGGAGUCAGCAAUCCUGCUGGCCAUGGCUUUUGACCGCUUUGUGGCCAUACGUAACCCCCUGCGCUACACCAUGGUCCUAACUGGCUCCCGAAUUACUCAGAUGGGAUUGGCUGCUAUGUUUCGAGGAGUGGCAUUGAUGGCCCCUUUACCCAUCUUGCUCAAGCGACUUCCCUUCUGUAAGAACAUCGUCCUGUCUCACUCAUUCUGUUUCCACCCUGAUGUGAUGAAGUUAGCUUGUGGGUCUAUUCGUGUCAACAUCAUAUAUGGUCUCACCCUGGUUCUCUGUUCCUUUGGCGUUGACUCCAUCUUUAUUGUUCUCUCCUACGCACUAAUCUUGAAGACGGUUAUAGGCAUUGCUUCCAGAGAGGGACGGCUAAAAGCGCUCAAUACGUGUGUUUCCCACAUUAUCACUGUCCUCAUUUUCUAUGUCCCACUUAUUGCCUUAGCCCUGAUCCACAGAAUAGGCAAGUAUCACUCUCCUCUUCCUCAUGUCACUAUGUCCAACAUUUUCCUUUUCCUCACACCUGUCCUCAAUCCUUUAGUUUAUAGUGUGAAAACAAAACAGAUAAGAAAUUCACUAUGUAGACUGUUGCAUUUAAAAUAG